AUGGAUCAUCAUCACUAUAAUGAUCAAAAUAAUAGACAACAAAGUAAUCAUCAAAGAACACCAUCAUCAUCUAAUAAUAAUAAUAAUAACAAUAACAAUAAAGAUGAACUCAACUUAUUCUCUUUGACAUCAAAUUUGAAUACACUUACUUCAGUAUCUAAACUAUUGUCUGCAAGAAAAGGUAACACUAAAACAUAUCUUAGUGAAAAGUCACCAGAAGAUAUUGAAAAGGAAAAUAGAAUUAUUAAUAGUUUAGAUGCAGAAUACUUUAAAGAGGAUUUUGAUAUUGGAUAUUUAUUGAAUCAAAUACCACCAGAUCGUCCAUCAUCUUCAUCAUUGUCUGCAUCAUCAUCUACUUCUUCACUUUGUGAUUCAGUUGAUCCCACCAAAGAUGAAAUCGAUCCAAUCGACAAGUUGUCUGUCAGAAUCUAUGAAUAUCAUGAAGCUGUAGAUUCAAGAUUCAAUGAUUUAAUUAUGAAGAGUUAUAAUGGAUUUGUACAAGGAAUGUCACAAGUUUAUGAGAUUGAAAAGGAUUUAUCGCAUUCGGCGGUAAUGUGUAGGAGUGGUAAACAUUAUCUUGAUCAAGUUCAAAAGGGAUUGACAUCAUUUGGAAUGAUUCUAUUACAAAAACAUAGAAAACGUGCUAUCUACAAAUACAUUGUAAGCGAAUUGGAAACCAUCAAAGAUAUUGGUGAUGCCGGUCGUAAAAUUGAAACACUUAUUCGUCAACAUAGCUUUGGUGAUGCCAUUGAAUUGGCAAAUCAAUCUAGUAAAAAGAUAAUGUCUGCUUCACAAUAUCAAUGCAUUCAAACUAUUACUCAAGGUUUCGAGUCAUCAAAUCAAAAGAUUUUAGAUAAAAUAGAUUCAUCAUUUUCAAAAAUGUGUAAUGAAUUUGAUGCAAAGAUAUUUGAAAGUAUUAUAACCGGGUAUUUAAUGUUGGACCAAAAACAAAGACUAAGAGAAAAGAUUCAUCAAUAUUUUAUUACCAAUAUUGAAGAUCAUUCAAAAAGAAUUUUAAUUACUCAUAUGUCUCAUGGUUAUGAUAAUCCUGAAGAAUUAAAACCGAUGAAAUUUGUAGAUAUGUGUAAAAUAUUAAAAGAAGAUCAAUAUGUAUCAUCAUUAUUGGGAUUAUUGGAACAUUUGACAGAUUUGAUGUGGUCGCAUUAUCAAAUGAGAAAAUGGAUACUUGAAUGGUUGGCUACAAAUACAACGAGUAGUGACCAUCACCAAAGUAAUGGUACUAGUAGUGAUGGAACAUCUCCACAACCAUCAUCAUUAACCAAUGGAAAGAAAUUAUCUUCUUCAUCAUCAUCCUCUUCGUCAUCUUCUUCUUCAUCUUCUGCUGCUGCAGCUGCUUCAUCAGAGAGAGAUUUUUAUAUUGAUACAUUUAGAGUGAUGAUUGGAACUAAAAAGUUAAUGUGGAAUACUAUACAAAACCAAAUCAAACAUAUUCUUGGAGCAUGUAGUCCAUCAUUCAAGAUUGAAGAGUUUCUCAAGGUACUGGAAUCAGUCAACCAAUUUAUUGAUAUUGGACAAGAGUUUGCCAAUGAAGAGAGGGAAGGUACACACGGACAGUAUCUAUCGCUUCUCAAGGCUGCUAUGCGUGACCAGUCAUUGGCCUAUUUCGAACACUUCCACAAAAAGAGAAUAGAGGAUCUUAGAACCAUGCUCGAGAAUGAAAUGUGGCACAAGGUACCAUUGGCAACUGAUUUUACAGUUUUGGAUAUUCAAGAGUUUGGUGGAGUCAUGAAGAACUCUUCAAAAACAUCAUCACUCUCAUCUUCUUCGUCGUCAUCAUCGUUGCCCAAAUCAUCUUCACAAACUGCAUUGGCGGCAUCUGCAUUCCUAUCACUCAACCUCGAUCAGAACAAGCCAAGUCUCGACCUACAAGUACACGACGUUGCAUUCUUUAACAACUUUAAGAUAAAUGGUAAUCCAUUUGCCUAUAAAGAAUUAUCAAAUAGAAAGACUUUGAAUGAAGCAUCUGGUGACAAGUUGGGUCAUCAAGAACAACAACAACAGCAACAACAACAACAAAAUGGAACGAGUGGUACAAAUGGACAAUCAACAACAACAACAACAACAACAACAUCAAAUACUAGUUCUCCAUUGAUUGCUUCAACUACCAUUAAUGUCAUUCGUCUUAUUGGAAAGUAUCUACAAAUGAUGAAGAUUUUAAAACAAUUAGCAUACCCAAUCUUUACUGCAAUUGCUCAAUUAUUGGAAUAUUACGUUUAUACAGUUUACACAUUUUUUGGUGAAUCUUCAAAUUCCCUAUUAUUUACUGAUGAUUCAAUUUCAAAUAUAAGUCCAAUAUUAAAGAAAACAAUGCAAAGAUUAAAAAUUAAAUUUAAUGCAGCUACGCCAACACCAAGUACACCUACAACAUCAUUAUUAUCAUCGACACAUUAUUUCCAAUCCAAAUUGACAGCUUCACCCAUUUCACUUCGACAAUCUGUCGACUCUAGUAAAUCACCCAAUCUUUCCCAUCUUUCACUUCAACAUCAAAAUUCAGACGAUGGAGCCAUCUCUAUCAAUUGGAUACUCCCUAAACUAUCAGAUGUCGAUUUGGCCAACAUGAAAACAUUAUACGGUUUGGAAUAUAAAAUUAUUGGUUUGGAAUCAAUGAUGUUUAUUGUUGAUGCUAUAAUGGAAGCUCAACCUUUAGUUUUUAAUUUAAUACCAAAUGAAAAAAUGGAAGCAAUAUCAUUAUUUUAUUCAGAAACUGUUAGUGUUGUUAGUGCAUUAAGAAGUGUUUGUUAUAAAAAUAUUGCAUCACAAAUUUUAAAUUUUGAACAAAUUUAUUCAAUGAUAUCAAGUGUUAAAUGGGAACCAAAAGAUGUUCAAACAGAAUCAAGUCCAUAUGUUAAACAAAUAUUUAUUGAAUUCCAUCGAUUUGCAGGUCAUUUGGAUGAGAUUGCAACGAGAAGUGGAGUGAUUACACCAAAGGUUCGAAAUAUAUUGUGGGAGAAUACCAUCACUUUUGCAAUGGAAGCAUUGAUUGAAGCAUUCUCUCGAAUUAAAAAAUGUAAUAAUAAUGGACGUACUCAAAUGACAAUGGAUGUAAAGAAUCUGCAAUCGACACUUGAACAAUUGACCACGAUCCGUCCUAUUCCACACUACCAAGCCGUCGACAAAUACAUUAAAGCCUAUUUCCUUCCAGAGACUGAUAUCUAUAAUUUGGCACGUGACGAAGAAUACACUAUCAAACAGGUGAUUAGUAUAGUCAAUGUUGUCAACCAUCUCAAGAAACCACAAAAACAAAAACUACUCUCCGAUUUGGAAGACCUAGAAAAACAAAGAAAAAAGGAAUUGGAUGCUCAAAAAUUACAUGGUCAAUCAAAUUAA
Messenger RNA from Cavenderia fasciculata, 3348 nucleotides. RefSeq lists its product as uncharacterized. Gene Ontology annotation, molecular function: SNARE binding. The transcript has 8 exons. The record is from RefSeq and is a predicted model, not a curated record. Lineage: Eukaryota; Evosea; Eumycetozoa; Acytosteliales; Cavenderiaceae. Gene Ontology annotation, cellular component: EARP complex. Bases 1 to 3348 code for a protein of 1115 amino acids. Gene Ontology annotation, biological process: endocytic recycling; retrograde transport, endosome to Golgi.